CCUUCACACCAAUGCUGGCUAUCAGCAGCGUCUGACGACCGCAUCCUACAUACUUCUCUGCUUCGUCUGCAUCUGACAUCCCGACCACAGGAGCCUUCUGUGUCCCCACGGGGGCCAUUGUUGUUUCUGCCCUUUUUUGGGGGGACAUAAAAAAGCAACACCAUGGACAUGAUGGGUAACAAAGAGCGACAUGGCAUGAAUUUCAAAGGCUUGCUGAAGAAGAACUGGCUUCUGAUUGCCACGAUUUUGUCAGUGCUGCUCGGGAUCGGUCUGGGCUUCUUGGUUAGAGAGUAUGCAUCCUUCUCCCAACUCGACAAGCAGUAUUUUGGCUUUCCAGGAGAGAUCCUAAUGCGAAUGCUGAAGCUGGUCAUCCUCCCACUCAUUAUUUCAAGCAUGAUAACAGGUAUUGCGGCCCUGGACUCUGAGGUAUCAGGAAAGAUAGGCCUGCGAGCUGUGAUUUAUUACUUCUCAACAACCAUCAUUGCAGUUAUUCUUGGAAUUAUUUUGGUGAUGACUAUUAAACCGGGAAUCUCGCAGACAGCUGAGCACAUUGACAGAGAAGGGACCACGCCAAACGUCACAACAGUUGACACACUCUUGGACCUCCUCAGAAAUAUGUUUCCAGAAAAUCUGGUGCAGGCUUGUUUUCAGCAGUACAAGACGAAGCGCAAAGAGUUGGAGCCUCCAAAAGUUUCAAUCAACACAACAUUUCCAUCUCUGAUAAAUAUUUCCAUCGCAGUGGUAGAGAAUAUCACUAAGGACUAUAAAAUCACAGGAUCAUAUUCGGAUGGAAUCAACGUGCUGGGGCUUAUUGUGUUCUGUGUUGCAUUUGGCCUUGUCAUUGGGAAGAUGGGUGAAAAAGGACGCAUCCUCCUGGAAUUUUUUGAUGCCCUGAAUGAAGCAACCAUGAAACUGGUCCAGAUAAUUAUGUGCUACAUGCCAGUAGGGAUCCUGUUCCUAAUUGCUGCAAAGAUCACCGAGGUGGAAGACUGGGAGAUCUUCAGGAAGAUGGGUCUUUAUAUGGUGACUGUGCUGAGUGGUCUAGCAGUCCAUGCCAUUGUCGUUCUGCCACUGAUCUACUUUGUCAUUGUGAGGAAGAACCCAUUUACCUUCACACUGGGAAUGGCGCAGGCCCUGGUGACAGCACUCAUGAUUUCCUCAAGCUCUGCCACUCUACCUGUUACCUUCCGAUGUGCUGAGGAAAACAAUCACAUCGACAAGCGAAUCACCCGCUUUGUCCUUCCAGUGGGUGCCACUAUUAACAUGGAUGGCACAGCUCUGUAUGAGGCGGUGGCGGCCAUCUUCAUCGCCCAACUGAAUGACUAUGAGCUGGAUGUGGGCCAGAUUGUUACCAUCAGUAUAACAGCUACAGUUGCCAGUGUUGGGGCAGCAGGAGUCCCUAAUGCUGGGCUUGUCACCAUGGUGAUAGUCUUAACAGCUGUAGGAUUACCUGCAAGUGAUGUCACUCUGAUAGUGGCUGUGGAUUGGCUCCUGGAUCGAUUCCGUACUAUGAUCAACGUGCUUGGCGAUGCUUACGGAGCUGGUAUCGUUCAGAAACUAUCAAAGAAGGAACUGGAGAGGAUGGAUCUGAUGUCGGAUGUAGACGUUGCCAAUCCCUUUGCUCUUGAAGCUACUUUGGAUGACGAAGAGUGUGAGAAAAAAUCCUAUGUGAAUGGAGGCUUCACUGUCGACAAGACGGAUGCAAUCUCCUUCACUGAAACCUCCCAGUUUUAGCCUUAGCGUGGCUCAAAGGAGUAGAGAAAGUGCCAUGCUGCUAUGGAUCUAAAGCAGAAGACUUUGUAUCAUGUAUGAGCACCAUGAAGCAAGAGGAAAACUAUCCAAGACCCAUCCAAGACAUCAGUAACAGCAGCUUCCAUUAAGCUUAUCCAAGAUGAUCGCCCAUCAUGUCAGACAUUUUCAACCUUGACUAGAUUAAAGUGCUUCCUUCUUACUCUCAAAUUGUGCCAAGAUACAGAAAGGUCAGCUGAAUAUUAUUGUGACUGAAAAGAAGAGGUGUUUGUGUGUGUAUGUGUGCAUGAGGACACUCUUUUUGGAUGUAUCUGUAGUUUGCAAAAAUAUGUCCAUUUAGCACUGGUAGGAAAAUGAUAAUCUGUAAUAGUCUCACUUCAGUAUACUUUAUUUCCUCCUUGAUUAGUCAACCUCAAAUCAGAAAACGUUGGGAUGGUAUGUAAAAUCAAAAUUAAAACUGAUAAUAGUGAGGUGCAAAUCA
Molecule: messenger RNA, 2230 nt
Organism: Monopterus albus (swamp eel)
Lineage: Eukaryota; Metazoa; Chordata; Actinopteri; Synbranchiformes; Synbranchidae
Gene: slc1a1
Product: solute carrier family 1 member 1
Exons: 12
Coding region: 163-1734 (523 amino acids)
Biological process (GO): L-glutamate transmembrane transport
Cellular component (GO): plasma membrane
Molecular function (GO): L-glutamate transmembrane transporter activity; L-cysteine transmembrane transporter activity; glutamate:sodium symporter activity
Source: RefSeq, a predicted model, not a curated record